Cryptomeria japonica (Japanese cedar) is the source of this 1574-nucleotide messenger RNA. Its product is annotated as NADPH-dependent aldo-keto reductase, chloroplastic. Bases 208 to 1125 code for a protein of 305 amino acids. Gene Ontology annotation, cellular component: cytosol. The record is from RefSeq and is a predicted model, not a curated record. Lineage: Eukaryota; Viridiplantae; Streptophyta; Pinopsida; Cupressales; Cupressaceae. Gene Ontology annotation, molecular function: aldose reductase (NADPH) activity. The transcript has 8 exons.
CUCCCGUUAAACAUCACAUCAUAAAAGUAGCUCCGACAGCCCCUUCAUCGUCCCCUCAAAAUACGCCAAAGCAAAGCCUGCAGUUAUAUACAAUAAAUUUCCCACAUCAACUCAUACUCCACACUGAAGAAAUUCAAAGCUUUUUCCAGGCGUGCAUUCCCAUUUACUAUUUCCAGAUUUAAGUCUUGAGUAGAUCAAUUUGAAAGCAUGGGAGAUGUUUCUGUAUCAACCUCUCUGUCCUUUGAGUUGAAUACAGGAGCUAAAAUACCAGCUGUAGGACUGGGAACAUGGCAGACUUCACCUGGAGUUGUUGGAGAUGCUGUCAAAGCAGCUAUAAAGGUUGGUUACAGACAUAUUGAUUGUGCACGUGCAUAUGAAAAUGAAAAAGAGGUUGGUCUUGCAUUGAAAGAAAUGUUUGAAAUGAAUGUGGUGAAGCGUGAAGAUAUGUGGAUUACAUCCAAACUUCGGGUCAGUGAUUGUGCCCCUGGAAAGGUGGCAGGAGCCUUGGAUAGUACUUUGCAAGACCUGCAGUUGGACUAUAUUGAUCUUUACCUUAUGCAUUGGCCAAAUGCUGAUAUUCCCAGCACAUGGAAAGCAAUGGAGAAACUUGUAGAUACUGGAAAAGUCCGUGCUAUUGGUGUAAGCAAUUUUUCUUCCAAGAAGUUGCAGGAUAUGCUUGCCUAUGCAAUAGUGGUGCCAGCUGUGAACCAGGUUGAGCGCCAUCCGGUGUGGCAGCAGCACAAUCUUCAAGCUUUUUGCAAGUCUAAGGGCAUUCAUGUAUCGGCAUACUCUCCACUGGGCUCUCCAGGUACUGAAUGGUUUAAAGUGAAAGUAAAAAUUCUAGAGCAUCCUGUGCUGAAGCAAGUGGCAAAAGAAUUGGGCAAGACGCCUGCACAAGUUGCACUUCGCUGGGGUGUACAAAGUGGUUAUAGUGUGCUUCCAAAAAGCAGCAGUGAAGAUAGAAUCAAAGAAAAUCUUGAUGUAUUUGAUUGGUCAAUCCCUCAAGAGUUAUUUGAUAAGUUUUCCCAAAUUGAACAGGUAAGGUUGCUUCGAGGAGAUUUUCUUGCCAACCCAACACGUGGCCCAUUCAAAAGUUUGGAGGAACUUUGGGAUGGAGAAAUCUGAGACAAUUUAUAUGUUCAGACUCGGCCUUGUCUACAAAUAGGGAAGAGGAAAUCCUCGAUGCAUUUGCCUGGGUUACCUUCCCGGGCUUCAUCUAGUUAUGUUUGCAAUUUUUUUUUGGCGUCCGUUUUUAACGAUAGCACUUUUCUAGAUGUAGUUUUUUGCAUUGUUUUGACGUCUUUUGAUCGUUUAAGAACAUUAUUAUAGUUUAGCUACUCAUUUUUAUCAGUUCAAGCGAUAGAUAUUAGAGAUCAAAUGGGUAGUUGGAGCUUUAGCAUAAAGGAAGAUGUAGUGCACCAAGGAAUGGAGAAAUCUAUAAUAGAUUUUGAGGAAUCAACAGAAAAUAGCCUGAGAAAAAAUCUGUACAAGUUAUAUAAUUUGAAACUGCAGCUGACUGAAACUUGUCUAUCAUUUGUAUGUUAUUUUGAUAUAUAUAUAUAUUUAAUAAACUA